AUGGACUUGUUCCCACUUCCUCUCCCGUCUGCUCUUAGUACGCAUGUGAUCUUCAGCGAAGUAGGCGGAAAGGCAAUGGCGAAGAAAAGUUAUGACUACCUUUUCAAAUUGCUCCUUAUAGGAGACUCAGGCGUUGGGAAGACGUGCAUUUUAUUUCGUUUCUCUGACGAUGCAUUUAACACGACGUUUAUCUCGACGAUAGGUAAGUGAAAGCGACAAUGUUCCCCUGUUUAGCUGCACUACGCGUAAGCUUGUAAACUAUGUAAGUGAUCUAAUUGAUCUCGCUCUGAUACUGCAAGGAGGAAAGCUCAUAAGUCGUCCUGUGUCCCUCUUCUUUGUGUAUUUUAUUGAUAGGUUUUGGUUUAAUGUGCCAAGGUUUAAUUCAAGCCAAAAUUCAAAUUGAUGUAGUUUAAAUUUACAUCUUCAAAGCUGCUCCAUCUUUCGACGCCUUUGAUCUGUACUUUGGCAAGGGGCUUCUCAGAGCAAAUGUGAAUCAUUUCAUCCCGAACUCAUUGGACGACAUACAGCACAUCAAUAUUACUUUGCAUUUUGCAACGUUUAAGCUUUCACGAAAAGGAAAAUGACAAUUCACGAAAAAAUUUCGCGCGGCUGAUUUUCAAUUGAAAUGUUUGAAAACGCUUGGUAGCCACAUUCUAAAGUCCGAAAGGUCACAACUAUUUUAGUCUUGUUACACAUCCACAUUCCUUGAGCACAGACAUGCCCAUGUUUGCAUAGGACUUGAAAACUAUUCACUCUUUAUUGUAUGAUUAAAAGGUUUCUUUAUUUGCGAGACAGUUUCCCCUGCAAGUGUGAUAAUAGCACUUCGUAUUAUACGGUAGUUACUUUCGAUUUGUCAACAAUUCCCACAGCAUUGAUUUCCUGUGUCCUCUCUAACGAAGCUACACUUUCACUGUACAGUUACACGCUUCCAUCUACCAUUAAUGUCUUCAUUAUCAAAUCAUUGCCAAAAUGAUUUGUCAAUUUUACCAGAGAGAAAAUACUUACCUCUGCAACUAUCUUCGGCCAAGGAAAUUAGAUUAGCACACAACUUUCAUUUCAGUCCGUUUAAUUGUGAUCUUUUUGACUUUUAGUAAAGAAUACUGUAUGUCUUUAAUUCUGUAAUUAGUGUUGAGGCCUUUGGUCGGUUUUAUUUAUUUAUUUUUAUUUUAUUUUUUAACUUUCACUCCUUGAUAAAAAUUAAUUUGUGAAUUAAAAUAAUGUGCUACACACAGUGAAACCAAUAUUUGCAGGACUCUUGUGAGUGGCCACUUUAUAUUCAGGUGAUUCGCUCUUAUGGGUUUAGUAAAUUGUACCACAGUGGUUAAACUCCAAAAGAACAGUGUAAGCAAUCUGUAGUCUGCAGAAUAUGACAAUUCUGCUGUAGAUAUGAUAACACUUGAUAACAGAAAUAUGAUGUUUAAAAAGUAGGCAUGAAACAAAAGUUUUUUAUUAACAUGCUGUCUGUUUAAUGCAAGGUCAUUUUUUCUUUUUGUCAAGGAUUAAUUAAUCUGAUUUGCUGAUCAACAAUUUAACUAUCCACAUCUCACAACUCCAUAGUUUUAUAUUUAUUUAACUCUAUACUGUGACCAAAUAUCAUGCACCACAAUGUAUUACGCAAUCUCCAAACAAAUGCAAAGGGAUGGUGAAAUACUUGAUUUAUAAAAUGAAUUUAAGAAAGAAAUGGAGAGCAAUCUUUAGUAUAUAAGUGACUCAGUUAUGACAAACAACUGUAAAAUUACCAUGCAUUAUUCCUGAAAUUUUUCAUUCUCGUUAUGUGAUGGCCAAUAUUGGUUAAACUUUUCUGUACCAGUUAUUUAAUUCCAAAUUUCUAGUUGUUCCUCCAAAACAUUAAGUUUUGCUCAUGUAAAUAUUUAAAAUCACUUUUUUUUUAGGUAUUGAUUUUAAGAUAAAGACCAUUGAGCUUCAAGGAAAGAAGAUCAAGUUGCAGAUAUGGUUUGUUUGCUUGUUUGCUUGUUUUGCAGUCUACUUUUAAAGCUGUGUCUACAACUCCUUACCCUAUUAUGAAACACUAAUGGUUGAGUAAUAAUAUUGAUUAGGGAUAAAUUUUAACCAUCUCUGAAACUGGAUUUGUAUGUUAGCUGUUCAGAGGCUUUUUCCACGCCAGCCCAACUUUGUCUAUUUUACUUCAAUUAAAUUUCUAUAAAAAUGUCUUUUACAUGACCAGGUAAAUGGUCAGUUUUUGUUUUCUUUUGUUUCAUUAUCGCAUGUGCAUAGUUGUUAGUCAGUGUCAUGAAAGGUGUUGUGUUUUUUGACAACUUCGGCUUUUUAAUUAAAAGCAGUCACACUUUGCAUUAGUGUCCUCAUUUGCAAUUUUGAGAAAUGGAAGAAGCAGCUAUGGAAAGGUCUUCCCAGUUUUGACCACUUAAAAGUUCCAAAGAGGAAGUUUCUUUGCUCAAAUAUUCAAAGCCUAAAAGUACUCAGUAGAAAGAUAAGUGGGCUGUUGAUAUUUUCUGAAAUUGGCAAGCUGCGCGUGAGAGUUUGCAUUCUUUUGGGAAUUGAUGUCCAAACACACGUGGAUAUCUAAUCAUGCAUGUUUGGAUCUGUUCUUUACUUGGUGUCAAGGGGCAUCCAUGUGACCCAAACAAGGCUGCACAAUUGGUUAAUUACCUCAUGCAUUAUUAAUAAGUUUGAGAAUUACUAAUACAGUGCAUGGUUCCUUGAACUCUCUGAUCACUUUGCAGGGAUACAGCUGGCCAGGAGCGUUUCCACACAAUUACUACAUCAUAUUACAGAGGAGCAAUGGUGAGGUUAUUCAUAGUUAGGAUGGUGUUGGUCUUGAUAGUCGAUAUUUAUCUGUGAUUAACAACCUUUUCAUUUCCAAGAGCUGAUAGACAAUUGAGUCUCCUUUUAAUGAUAUCUUAGUGAUAUCCCCUGGCUGAUGAUUUCUAUAUUCUCAUGAUCUCUUCUUUCAUUGGUGAUACAUUGAUGUUGUUGGGAGAACUUGAGUUUUGAUUUCCCUUGGGUGGUCCUGCAAACUGGCCUACUUUGAUUGAAUUUCCCUUUCAUUUUCCCUUCCAUUUCACAAUGGAACAAAAAGUCAUUAAAUGAGUGGUGAUUUCAUUGGUGAUUUAUUUUUAUGCAGGGCAUUAUGUUGGUCUAUGAUAUCACUCAGGAGAAAACUUUUGAUAACAUCUCCAAGUGGCUGAGGAAUAUUGAAGAGGUAAUAUUGACAAGAAAAGUUUUCUUUUCUACUUCGGCCAAGCUUAUGGCUUGUGACCCUUGUAUGUAACAUAGUAGAAAGUUGUUAGAUAAAAGCCUGUUUUGGGCAUCACUUUCGUAGACAAGGUGUAAUAUUAAUAGCAGAAAAAUCUGCAAAAGAAGGUAAACAUGAAUCAUUAAAAAGGAGGGACACUUGGGACAGGCCAAAGUUCUUGCUUCUUUCCAUCACUUUAUGUUUGCCUUUCUCUAUUGGUACAGUCAUGGCAUGUUGACUUAGAGUUCAAGACUCAGACUGAUUACUUCUUCUGACUGACUGAUAUGAGAAAUAAAAUUUUCUUGGCAAUUUCAGCAUGCAAAUGAAGAUGUUGAAAAGAUGAUCCUUGGUAACAAGUGUGAUAUGGACGAUAGAAGAGUUGUUACCAAAGAACGUGGAGAACAGGUGAAUUAAGUGAACAAUUGGUGCAUUGUAUGAGGUGCACUUUUUGAUAUACUGUCUUUGUUUCAUAUUAAUGCUGUCAUACCCUCUUUUAUUAACUUUUGAAGAAAGCUCUAAGACUACAUGAAAGCCUCUAUUGAAAGUAAAAAUCUAAUACUACUGUAUUUGCAUGCUCAGCCUUAAUUAACAAGGAAAACUUAUUUUGUCUCCUUUGUUGGAAUUACACAUUGAAGUGUAAGGUGUGUUGACAAAGGCUAGAAGGUUACACUCUGUAUAAUCAAGGAAUCUGGAAAGAAUUAGUAACAACUAAAACAUUUUUUGCAAAUGUGCCCCAAAAAAAUGACUGUGGACACCAGUGUCCAUUUUUUUUUAAUCAUGCUGAUGAACAUAGAUACAUACUUAUGAUAACACAGUAUGGCGUAUCAUUUUCUUUGAACAUUUAGGGCUUCUAAAAAAGACUUUAACUUGACUUUAACAAUGAUUCAACAGUGAAAAUAAAAAUGAUAUGGUUUCUGGGGCAUACUUUUCUUUUUUUCAGGGUAUUAAAGUAUUUUCCAAAGGUACUUUUUGGAGAGAGUAUGUCAAUUAGAUGUACUGCUACAGUAGCACUUGCUGAACAACACUUUUUUUUUGUCAUAGAUUGCCAGAGAACAUGGUAUUCGCUUCUUGGAAACAAGUGCCAAAACCAAUGUCAACAUAGAACUGGCAUUCUUCAACCUAGCAGAGGAUAUUCUAAAGAAACAAUUGACCAAAGACAACGAGGAAACUUCCCAAAACAUCCAUGUUAACAAUACACAAGAGAAAAAGUCUGGCUGCUGUUAAAGAGAGUGUUAACAGCAGUUAUAUUUUUGUUAAACAAUUCACUUAAAAUGUACAGUUAAUUCUUAUGGGGAACAGUCAGUCCCUGGAACAGAAGUGUAUGUAGUUUCCAUGUGUGACAUUAAUGGAGAGGAUGGACUUCCCACUUUCCUCACACAGAAAGUUUUAAUUGGUGAUGUAGUGUUUUGCAAUCCUCUUGAUGAUAUUGGCAAAGAGAUUGAUCCAUGGGCUACCUAUGAGAAGUUGAGUAAUCUGUGUGUUUAGGGUGGGAAGAAAAGCAGUGGUAACCUUACCUUAAGUUCCAAUAGAUCAAUUCUCUCUAGAGAUUGUCAUACAUUCCUUUUAAUGAGAAUUGGAUGUAAGAGGUACAUUUGGUCAAUAUUCAAGUGGCAUAAUUUGUGGUGCUUCUCCAUUUGUUGCAAAAUAAGUCUUGGAAAUCAAAAUCAAAACUUUAGUUUCUCAGGAUAUUUGAAUGAGAUUGUAGCCAUAAAUAUUAUAAUUCAUGUAAAACAUUUUUUUAUAAAGUGAAGUGAUUUGGUCUGAAUGGUAGUUACUCUUGAAUAACUCUGAUAUUUGGGGUAAUGUAGAAGAAUAGACUGCGGAAAGGGAAAUUUAAACAACAACUUUCAAUGGUAAUGAAAUGUAAUGAUGCAUGAAAUGUAAUCAAUUUGUAUUGCCAUCCACAAGGUACUGUGCUUGGAAUAAAUUGGCUUUUGUCCCAGUCCUUUUCUUACCAGGCAGAAGGGGUGGCAUCUUUUAAAGGUGUAAGAGGGUUCUUUUAAGUACCAUUAAAAGCUGGAUUAUAAAUGCAU
Molecule: messenger RNA, 5247 nt
Organism: Pocillopora meandrina
Lineage: Eukaryota; Metazoa; Cnidaria; Anthozoa; Scleractinia; Pocilloporidae
Source: the annotation of a GenBank genome assembly